AUGUACUAUAAAUUGUGUAUGGAUAACGAAAAACAGUCAGUUCCCUCGAACUGUUCCCAGUAUGAAAUAUGUAUUGACGGCGCUUGGACUCGGCUAAGCUGCGCGAGCGAACGUUACUACAAUCCCGAGCAACGCAAGUGCAUGGAGCCACGUGAUGACACCAUUUGCGCCUAUGCCCGUGUCAAGAACCUACCUAUCUGUAGUGCAUCAAUGGAGCAACGCACGGUGCCUGUAAAGGAGCCAAAUUGUGGCCAAUACUAUCGCUGCAACCAUGGAAAGUGGCGUUUGAAAACCUGUCCCAAGCACUAUUUCUAUUCUAAACGCUUGAAAACAUGCAUUCCAAGUACACAUGACGAUGCCUGUGCGGCGCGAAAUGCAACUGGGAUCGAUGAUGAGACGAAACCUAAUUCAAGUAUGGCUUCCUCUAAGUGCCGACACAUGGAAGUGCGUCGCUAUGAGCAAAACUGCGCGAUGUAUCUUAUGUGUAUGGAAGGCAAAUGGUGGCACCAGUACUGUCCGCUUGGCAUGUACUACAACCACACAUACAACUAUUGUAUGCCCAAUAAAAACGGACAGUGCGCUACUUCGUUCGAUACGAGUAUACAAGAUAAAUCUUCCAUGCAGGCUUGCGACCACAAAGGUGCCGUUCGUCCUUCAGCUCUUUCUUGUGAUCGAUACUUUGAGUGCCAAGCAGGCUAUUGGGAAUUGAGAAAUUGUGGAACUCAUCAAUAUUUCAAUGCCACUGAGAGGGCGUGCCUAUCCGAUAAAGAAGGUUUUUGCGCACAAUUUCAUAAAGCUCAAUGCGACGAGGGUGAGAAACGCGACUUUCCACUCAAUUGCACAGCCUAUGAGAUUUGUAUGCGCGGCACAUGGAUCCGAGCGAGUUGCAAUCAGUCAUGGAUUUUUGAUAACACAUUGCGUAUGUGCAUACCCAACGACGGAAGCUGCGCUGAGAAUGGUCUUCGCAAAGUAUGUGGCGUUGGAGAGACAAAGGCGCAUCCUUUACCUGAGAAUUGCACUCAAUUUUAUUACUGUCUGAAAGACAGCUGGUAUGAGGGCACUUGCUUGAAAGGUCAUACCUUUAUAAAGCUCACAAGAGAGUGUGCGCCACAUGAUGCAUAUGACAAAUGUCAACCGCUAUCUGUAGAAGGAAGUGAAAAUAUUACAACGAGUGCAUAUUUAAAUGGUCAAAAGCAAAUUGAAAGCAACCGCAGCGCCCUCUGCCUUGGUCGAGCAGAUGGAAGUGCUGUGCCGCAUCCAUAUAGUUGCCUACAUUUUUUUAUUUGUAUCUCAGAGUUGGCGGAAAAUGAACAGAAGUGUGUGCGUGGAAGCUUUUUCGAUGAUAGACUUGGCUACUGUCGCCCGAACGACGGUAACUGUGUGGUGCCUCUAAGUGGCGUAUGUGCGAGUGCUACCGAUGGAGGAUAUGUAGCGGAUCCGGAAGAUUGCCAAGCCUACUACCACUGUUCUACUCUGAAUGGCACCGAGCGGUUAAAAUGUGCCGAAGGAGAGUAUUAUCACAAUGUCACGAGUCAGUGUCAGAUAGACCGCGGUCAGUGCCGGUUCAGAUCAGAAGAGCUUAGAAAAUGUGCCGGAGCAGAGCAUGGAAAACGUUUGCCCCAUGAACGUUACUGCAAUUUAUAUUAUGCCUGCGUAAGAGGGUUGGCCAUUCCAGUGGCGUGCCCUGCGGGGCAACAGUUUAGUGCGGCUCUUGGAAGCUGUGUGUUGGAUGAAAUGCACCAGUGUGAAAAUGGCACACUGUCGGAGGCUUCCAAAAAUGUCACAACAAACCACAUCUGUGGCAACCUUGCGGAUGGCAUUCAUCUGCCUAAUACCGCAGAUUGCACUAAAUAUUAUGUCUGUUUAGGCGGUGUGCCAUUAACGAAAAAUUGUCCAAAGGAUGCGUUCUUCGACUUUGAGCAAGAGCUUUGCGUGCCAGACGAUGGUUCGUGUCCAUAUGUGGAAAAUAAUCAAUCGAAUCACCAGCCUGAACCACCACAACCCGCCGAUUGUGAAGGAAAGCAUGGCUCCAUGAUCUCUGAUCCGGCCAACUGUAAUGAGUUUUACGUUUGCAUUAAUGGAAAGCUGCGACAUGAGCGAUGUUUUACCAACUUUUACUUCAAUGCUUCGCUACGUCAAUGCCAGCCCUAUGAGCUGGAUAUUGAAAAUACAACAAAUGCGGAUGCAGCAAGUCAAAUGAAGGUAAUGCUGAAUGCAUUACAUUGCAGUAAUAAGCCCACAAACUAUACUCAGUUAUGCACGCAAAUACCCCAAGGCACUUCCAUUGCUGAGCAGGACGACUGCAGGCGCUAUAUUAAUUGCAAUGACGCUGGCGAGCCAGUGUCUCAGCGCUGUCGCAAUGGAGAGAGCUAUGAUAGCUUACUGGGCUUUUGCCGUCAAAAUGAUGGCACUUGCUUGCUGGAGAAUGGACAACGUGUAGGCGAAUGCAACGGUCGUCAUGGGCAAUUGGUGCGUGACGCCGACAGCUGCCGUGGCUACUUCGUCUGCAUCAAUGGUCAGAAGAUUGCCAAGAAAUGUGAAGAAAAAGAGUACUUCGAUAAGAUGCUAUCCACAUGUGCCGAGGAUGUGAAUAAUCAGUGCGGUACAGUCGCGGAACAGUCAACCGAAUCGCAAAUUAUGUCGUGCUCAGGUCUCAGCGAUACUACACUUUAUCCAUAUACAGCCGACAACUGCCGAUCUUAUUUCCAAUGUGCGAAUGGGAAACCAACGGUGCAUGAAUGUGCCGAUGGUCUGUUCUUCAAUGCAUCUAUAGGACGUUGUGUAAAGGACAUUACAGAAUGCGCUUUGCCCGCAGUAACUGUGAAGCGCGCACCUGAAGUAGUGAGCUUUGAAGAGAAUAUUUGUGAAAAGGCAGUACCAGGACAACGCUAUGCGAACAUAGGCGAUCUUUGUCGUUCCUUUUAUGUUUGCUUAGAAGAUGGCACCGUAGCUUAUACCACCUGUCCCCUAGAUGAGCUAUACAACAGUGAGAGUGGUACUUGUGAGGUUGCAAGAGAUGUUAUUUGCAAAAUUUAGUCAACGAUAUAAACUAUUAGUUCAACUUAUA
Rhagoletis pomonella (apple maggot) is the source of this 3067-nucleotide messenger RNA. RefSeq lists its product as uncharacterized. Gene Ontology annotation, cellular component: extracellular region. Lineage: Eukaryota; Metazoa; Arthropoda; Insecta; Diptera; Tephritidae. The record is from RefSeq and is a predicted model, not a curated record. Bases 1 to 3036 code for a protein of 1011 amino acids. The transcript has 4 exons. Gene Ontology annotation, molecular function: chitin binding.